AUGAAGCUCGUUCUCAUCCCGUUCGUACUCGGUAUUUCUGCCUUCGCCGCCAAUGUCAAUGCAGUCCCCAUGCAUUCGAAGCGGGCCACUUCAUUCCAUGCUUCUGCUUCCUGUGCCGCAGUGUAUGUUACUUUAGGGUCGCAAACCGAAACUUGUAAAACGGACAUGGCUGCCGAUGUGGGUGCUGUGGUGUCCAUCUCGCUCGAUUCGUUGCUCCUUGACUUUACUGGCCCCGACCCAUUGGCGGCGAAAGUUUCGUCCAAGGGUCUCAAAGUGCAGCUCGCUAAGAUUCCUGGUCCCUUCCCACUCAGUUUCCCUAUCACUGGCACCAGAGAAGUCGAUAACACGGUGGACAUGGCUACCUUUGGCACCCCUUGGUCCUCUGCAACCGUGGACAACAUGAAUGUCAUGACAACCACGGUUGAAGAAUGUGCGCUCAAGAUCAUUCCAGAGCAGCAGGCCGCAUUCUCAAAGUUCAUUACAUCGGUGAUCAUGAGCUCGACUACACAGGGGUUCAUUCUCAAAGGCACCGUCGAUGCCAACUUUACCCUGUCCCUGCCUUUUGGACAAAAGAUCACCACUCUUCCUGGGGUUGGUUUCUCGUCCAAGGCGUCGUUGGGAGGUCUCAAUGGGUUGUCCUCCGCCUCCUUUGUUAGGAGGACCACGGACAACAGCUGGGACGCCAACAAGAUGUUUUUGUUCAACUUUGAGGUCAAGAUCACAAUUCCUUCGCAGAUUAGCAUUGCGGUGGGUGACCUGAGCUUCAACACGGUUACGGGAACGGGGGCUAGCCGUGUUGAUCUCGGGGUUUCAACUACGAAGGAUGUUCGACUGGCACCUGGCGACAAUCUGUUGCAGGUGACUCUGACGGCGAAGGGGAGCGACGAGACGGUAUUCUUUAAUGCUUUGAAGAGCAAUGGUAACGUGGUGGUGUUGGAGGGAUUUUCUGAGUCAUCCAAGAACAAGGUCAUUGCCGAUGCCUUUGCUCCAGUCAAGAUCCAGCUCACUCUGUCUUUCUAG
Molecule: messenger RNA, 1020 nt
Organism: Linnemannia hyalina
Lineage: Eukaryota; Fungi; Mortierellomycota; Mortierellomycetes; Mortierellales; Mortierellaceae
Source: the annotation of a GenBank genome assembly